This is a messenger RNA of Rhinocladiella mackenziei CBS 650.93, 3846 nucleotides long. RefSeq lists its product as uncharacterized. Lineage: Eukaryota; Fungi; Ascomycota; Eurotiomycetes; Chaetothyriales; Herpotrichiellaceae. The record is from RefSeq and is a predicted model, not a curated record. The coding region runs from base 1 to 3846 and encodes 1281 amino acids. The transcript has a single exon.
AUGGUCACCAGUUUUGAGCCCUCGGGGAUUAGGGCUCUUACACCAAGAGAGCUGGACCUGCAACAUGGCCAAGCAAAUCGAGCUCCUGCUUUUCCAUUGUCAUCUCCUCCGGCUGAAACUCUCACGAGCUUCAAGCCUGGUAAUGGCACGGCAGCGCUCGCCACGAAUAAUCCCUUUUUGUCUUCAGAUCCAUUCACCUCCAGCCCUUCUGAUGAUGACAGUGGAUCAUCCAGCGGGCAAGAUGAGUUUCAUCUAGAAAGAUACAGCCAGGACACAGACGGAAUGGCCCAGAUCUCGAAAUCGAACCGCAACAAAGCUGUUCGGCGACCUCAGCAGAAUACAUCGAUGCCUAAACCUGAAAAAAAGUCACGACCCGGUUUGAACAUUGUUACCGACUUCUCCAAACAAACAAAACGAUCCCAAACUGAUGACCUAGUGAUUGAGCAAGUGCAGUCACGAAAACCUCGAUUAGGCCAAAGACACGCCACGUCGAUCGCGUCUGCAAGGGCUGAACAUGUGGUCCCCUCCCUGGCAUAUGGGAUCUCAGAAGAUCAAUCCGCCUUUGGCCAUGGCCAAAAAUAUGCAAUCGCUGGCGACGGAUUACAGAGCGUGGAAAGAUCAAAGAGGAGGAUCGGUCGAGAAGUAUUGUCGAGGCUCCAGGAGUUACGGGCUGCUCGAAUGAAAGCAGGGGAUUCUGAUAACAGACAAGAAAACAUGAAUCCUCCUGGACAAAGUCAUACUUUCACCAAUCAGUCCCGGCCUCAUAACAAGUCUGCUAGGACAAAUGGAUAUUCUCCCGGUGAUCGGUCAAUCGUCAUUGGACUCAGUGUGCCCGAAAAUGAAGCAGAAGCCCACAGACCGACUAGUGGAGGAGACAGUGCGUUGUCGUUGCAUACACCCGACACACCGGCGAUCGUGGUGACACCAGCUGAAGAAACAGGUUCCUGGGAGCCUCCAUUCUCUGGCAGAGCACGACCUGUGUCGAGCAUCUAUUCUGCACUUCCAUGGAAUGAGAAGCAGUUUCAGCACAAUGACACUCCACCGGUGCCGAAGAUUCCACCGGCCCAUACCGGUCACGAGAGAAGUGGUGCGCCAGCUGUGGGUGCGAGCAUUAUUCGAGAAAGUCCAGAUGAUCCCCGACUAUACGCGAAGGAUCUGGAAAUUGACGACGGGAAUGAAAUUGAUGAUGCGGAAAACGCACGGAGAGCAUCGUCCGAGAGUCAGGAACAAAUCUUAACAUCGGAAACUGAGACCCGUCGACACAAAUCUCAAGGCUGGUGGAAUCUUGUGCUCUCGCCUACGUUGUCAAGAAAGGGCACUCUGGCAGACAAAUCCGGUACCAAGAGCACGGAAACACCUCUUCUACCGUCAGUUCCACCAGUGGCGGAUCCUUCAAUGACCAAAUUAACUUCCCCAGAACUGGGAAAGUCUCCGGGAACCUUACGGCGAUUUGGUUUAGCUAGUGCUAGAGCUAGCGUUUGGUCUCGAUGGACUUUAUGGGAAAAGGACCGGGACGAGAAUUCUCCACCAAACCAGAGGGAUGACUCUUCUCCCGAUCCGAAAGAGGAAGAGAAAGCCUUCAAGGAUUCGAACGGAACGUCGUUUGCCUCUUCAGACAGUCAUCUCGGGAAUGGUCUCGCAGCAGAAUACUAUCAUGCCUGCGCCGUGGAACAACUGAGGGGCAGCAAAUAUUUUGAGUGCCAGAACCAUUCUUGCGCCGAAAGACUACCACAGUUACAUUCUAUUUUUGACUCUAAGUCAUUGACCGAGCCUUUCGCAGAGCCGAGGAACGUCAACCGACCUGUCGAGACGGUUCUUCGCGAGAGUAAUAUCCUUCGACCACCGGGCCGGCAAGUCCAAAGUGGUGUCACGAUCCAAUCUGAACCAGAAGAACUUUCCCCGAAUGUUCGACAGGCGGACACCGCAACGGUGGUGAAGGCGAGAUCGAUUGAUACCCCAGAACCAGCGGAAGAGACACGGCGAGGAGCGACAGUCGAAGUGCCAGCAACAUCUCAAACUAAUUUAGAUCAGCUCUCCUCUAAAGUAGAGCCCCCUCCUGCCGAUCGUCAACAUCCUAAUAUUGCGACGGGAGUCCCAUCGCAUCGUGUUCAGCCGGCCGUACUCUCACCAGGUCCUGUUUCGCCAGCAAUGCAACGAGUAAUGACAUCCCAGGGUGCCGUUCCCAUGGCCGAAAUGAGCCAGCCACCGAGUCAAGUUCGUUCGUUAGACCAAACACAUAUGCAGAGUCAGUUACCAGCCCGGUAUCAAGCGCAGCCGUCCUCGAUCACAGUACAUAAUCAACCGCUAUACUCCGGCAGUGCCGCGUUUGGUAGCGUUCCUGUGACGAAAGAAGCACGGAAGGAGACUGUGCAAUCCCAGUCCCAACCCAUGAAUAGCACCCGAGAUGCCAGUCAAGCACCAUCAUCAAGAGAGGAGAUGGCCAAAGGAAAGGAUCUCGAAGACGGAAAGAAGCAGGGGUUCCUUUCAAAAGUGAAAGGCCUUCUCAGCAAGAUCAAAUCCAAGAAAAAUGAAGAACCCCAAACCAUAACCCGUCGAUGGACGUUCAUUAUCAGCAUGGUCUUGCUCCUAAUGGUGAUCGCAUGCAUUCUGCUGGCGACUCUGAUUACUCGCACCGGAGAUGGAACACCGGUUCAAAGCCAGUGGCUCAAUCUGACUGGCUACCCUCCCAUUCCUACAGGAAUUUCCACGAUUGCAAGGCCAGAUGCUGUCAAACAAGAAUCCCAAUGUGUGGCGCCUACUACUCUCUGGAGUUGUGCACUCCCCAAAGAAAGUCAGGCCGAAAUUGCACCCAACAAUCCAAACCAACCAAACUUCCGGUUUGAAAUCACGUUUCGAAAUGGUACCGUGCCGGCAAACAUGACGAUACCGGUAGACACGUUGUCCAGAAGGUCAACAAUUCUCAAGGAGCGCGCGAAUGACCCAUUUACCAAUGAUCUCUUCGAGCCCAACCCGGACCCUCCCAGCCGAGGAGAUCAGAUAUUCAUGGGAAACACCACCGACAAUAUCACGCAACCAUUUGAGGGAGAGCAAACCCCUUUCUUCAUCACCUUCAUCCCUGUCUUCCCGGUUGAUCCUUCAAGUAUCACCGAGUCCGAGUCAAACGCUUCAGCUCUGGUCAGGCGACAAGCCACGAACUCUUCGGACGUGAUACCUGCCCCAGACGUUCUCGCCGAUGGCAGCGCUGCUCCAGCGAAUCUUCUGCCAACGGCGCCGUACCCGACCUCACAGCCCAUCAAGCUGUACAACCGAGGUCAGGUAGAUGAACAUUAUGGGUUCUACAUGUAUUACGAUAAGGCUAUCUUCCUUCAUUCGACGGCGCCCAUCAAUACGUCGGAGUUCUCCAACAAUGCCGGAAUAGAUCCAGAAGACGAGAACGGUGGAUCGACCCGAGACGAGUCCAGAUUGCGAUGCACUUUCAGUCAAACCCGGUUUCUGGUGAGAAUGUGGACGAAUUCGGCAUUUGGAGCGACGCUUCUCGCUCCCACCGGUGAUGUCAACAGCACGAGUUCAGAUCCCAAUUCGGCAACAGACUUCAACCGACCGGGAUCAUUCCCAUAUCCUACUACACUUAGCCUGGAUCGACAUGGUGGGAACAUCAACAAGAAGGCAGUGUACUGUUAUGGGGUGGAUGAUUUGCAAGUGAUUCAAGAAGACGUGAAAAGUAUUGUCCCCGAGGCUCGGGGAUUGGGUGGACAAUUGAUAAAUCCUGCGCCUCCGUUGGUGAAUGGAUCUUUCGACAGUGGCAGUGACAGUUUUGAGCAAGAUGCUGGAGGAAUUGACGGCGGCACUGGGGGCUGCGAGUGUGCAUGGCAAAAUUGGAAUUGA